AUGCUUCUAAUGGCAUACAAGAAGGGUGAACAAGAUGAAGUUCAGAAAUGGUACCUCGACAGUGGUGCAAGCAAUCACAUGUGCGGAAAAACAAGCAUGUUCGUGGAGCUUGAUGAAUCCAUCAAGGGAGAUGUGGCUUUAGGAGAUGAGUCGAAGAUGAAGGUGAAAGGUAAAAGAAAUAUUCUCAUCCGAUUGAAGAAUGGAGACCAUCAAUUUAUUUCCAAUGUUUACUACAUUCCAAAUAUGAAGACCAACAUCUUGAGCCUUGGACAACUCUUAGAGAAAGGUUAUGAUAUCCGACUAAAGGAUAAUAAUCUUUCAAUAAGGGACCAUGAGAACAAUCUCAUUACCAAGGUGCCAAUGUCAAAAAAUAGAAUGUUUGUCCUAAACAUUCAAAACGACAUUGCAAAGUGUCUCAAGAUGUGCUACAAGGAGGAGUCUUGGCUUUGA
Molecule: messenger RNA, 450 nt
Organism: Microthlaspi erraticum
Lineage: Eukaryota; Viridiplantae; Streptophyta; Magnoliopsida; Brassicales; Brassicaceae
Source: the annotation of a GenBank genome assembly